Molecule: messenger RNA, 405 nt
Organism: Alosa sapidissima (American shad)
Lineage: Eukaryota; Metazoa; Chordata; Actinopteri; Clupeiformes; Clupeidae
Product: transmembrane protein 100
Exons: 1
Coding region: 1-405 (134 amino acids)
Biological process (GO): cellular response to BMP stimulus
Source: RefSeq, a predicted model, not a curated record
AUGGGCUGCACUGCAGGACACCCGGCCUGCCAGCCCCAGUCCCCUGGAGCCUGUGGAGUGUCCGCUGCUGAGAACCACAGCGUAGGACCAGAGGAGCUAGGCCCCAAAGCUCCAGACGUGCUGUCCUCUCUGGAGCGACUCUCCCAAGCCACAGGUGGGGUGGAGAAGUCCUGGUACCGCUGUAUUUUCCCCUUCGGCAUAAUCUCCCUGGUGAUCGGCAUCGCAGGAACGGGUGUCAGCUACACCUACAAUGAUCUCCCACAGACCAAGGUGGUUUCUGUGGUGCUGCUGGUUACUGGGUUGAUCCUGGUAAUAAUGGCCACAGUCUGCUGGACAGCCCACAAGAAGAAACGCAGGAAAAAAAAGGAAGGAGCGUCCGCUAGUUCUGAGCAGUGCCCACUAUGA